Molecule: messenger RNA, 2327 nt
Organism: Drosophila obscura
Lineage: Eukaryota; Metazoa; Arthropoda; Insecta; Diptera; Drosophilidae
Gene: Mccc1
Product: methylcrotonoyl-CoA carboxylase subunit alpha, mitochondrial
Exons: 7
Coding region: 17-2125 (702 amino acids)
Cellular component (GO): mitochondrion
Molecular function (GO): metal ion binding; methylcrotonoyl-CoA carboxylase activity; ATP binding
Source: RefSeq, a predicted model, not a curated record
UUUAAGAACAGAAACAAUGUAUGCGAGACUUUUGCGCAGCGUUGGCGCAAAUGCAAGGUGCUUUGCCACAGAAGCCAAUGCCGCCGCCCCGAAAAUUCGACCAAUCAACAAGAUUCUGAUAUCCAAUCGGGGCGAGAUCGCCUGCCGUGUGAUUCGCACUGCUCGAAAGUUGGGAGUUCGCACUGUUGCUGUAUUUUCCGAUCCGGAUGAGAAGAGUUUGCACACCCAGCUGGCGGAUGAGGCGUAUCGCGUGGGGGAGGCAGCGUCGUCUGCCUCGUACCUGCGUGGCGACCACAUCCUAGAGAUUGCAAAGCGAUCUGGUGCCCAGGCGAUUCAUCCGGGCUAUGGCUUCCUCUCCGAAUCAGUAGAGUUUGCCGAGCAAUGCCAACGCGAGGGAGUCAUCUUCAUGGGUCCUCCAAGCUCUGCCAUUCGUGACAUGGGCAUCAAGAGUACCAGCAAGGCGAUAAUGGACGCCGCCGGAGUUCCCAUUAUCAAUGGCUACCACGGCGCGGAUCAGUCCGAUGAGUGCCUGCAGGCAGAGGCCAAAAUUAUUGGCUUCCCGCUGAUGAUCAAGGCGGUACGCGGCGGCGGGGGGAAGGGAAUGAGAAUUGCCGAGAAGCCAGAGGACUUUCUUACGGCCCUCAACUCGGCGCGCAAUGAAUCGCAAAAGUCCUUUGGGGACAGUUCAGUGCUUCUUGAGCGCUAUGUGCGAUCGCCCCGACAUGUGGAGGUUCAGGUGUUUGCCGAUCAGUACGGCGAUGCUGUCUACCUCUGGGAGCGGGACUGCUCUGUGCAGCGACGCCAUCAGAAGAUCAUCGAAGAAGCGCCAGCGCCUGGCCUGUCGGAGGAACUGCGUCGCGAGCUGGGCGAGGCCGCUGUGCGUGCUGCCAAGGCUGUGGGAUAUGUGGGUGCUGGAACUGUUGAGUUUAUUCUGGACAAGGAAGACCUCUCCUUCCACUUUAUGGAAAUGAACACCCGCCUGCAGGUAGAACAUCCAAUUUCCGAGAUGAUCACAGGAACAGAUCUCGUCGAGUGGCAGAUUCGCAUUGCCGCCGGCGAGCCCUUGCCACUGAAGCAGUCGCAGAUCACACGCACCGGACAUGCCUUCGAGGCCCGCAUCUAUGCUGAGAAUCCCCGCGGUGGUUUCCUGCCAGGUGCCGGACCACUGCGCUACCUGUCCACGCCACGGCCCAGUGCCGAGGUGCGCGUCGAAACUGGUGUCCGAGAGGGCGACGAGGUGUCCAUUCACUAUGACCCCAUGAUUGCCAAGCUUGUCGUCUGGGGCGAAAGCCGCUCACAGGCUCUGAAUUCGCUGAUUGCCCGACUGGGAGAGUACCAUAUUUCUGGUCUGGAUACGAACAUCAACUUCCUGAUCGAUCUUGCCUCGCAUCCCGAGUUCCAGCUGGCCAACGUCCACACGGGCUUCAUCGAGCAGCACUUUGACACGCUCUUCCCACCGAUUUCCAUCAGCCAGCAGCAAGUGAGCCAAGCAGCGAUUGCCUUGGUGUUCAAUGAACUGCAGGCAUCUGUCAGCAAUAGCAGCGGCGGCAAGGACCCAUUUGCCGCCACGCCGAAUGCUCGUCUUAACUAUGCCUUGAUCCGAAACUAUAAUCUAAAAUCCAAUGACAAAGUCUACUCGGUUGAUGUCAAGUAUGAUGGAGAGGAGCUGCAGAUUCGCGUAGACAAAGGCACCUGGCAGACCAUCAAGGCUGAGAGAGUGCAGGAUGUCGGACGGCUAAAGAUUCGUGCCAAUAUCGACAACAACAUCUCCACUUAUAAUGCGAACAUUGAUGGGGCAAGUUUGAGCCUGUUCCUCGAGAGAGGGAAACUCGACUUUGAGCUGGUGCAGCCAAAGUUUUUGACCGCUCAGGUCGAUCAGUUGAACGCCGGAGGCUCUAGAGUGGUGGCGCCCAUGCCUGGAGUUCUGGAGAAGGUGCUGGUUAAGCCAGGCGAUCAAGUCAAGAAGGGCGACAGCCUGGCUGUGCUUAUAGCCAUGAAAAUGGAGCACAUCUUGAAGGCUCCAAAGGAUGCGACCAUCAAAUCAAUUGGCGGCGCCGAAGGCGACAAUGUGGCCAAGGGAGCGGCUGUGAUUACCUUCGUGGAUGAAGAGGUGGCUGCCAACUAGUGCUACUCCUCCACUAACGUACCAGGGAUUCAGUUGCAUUUAUCUACAAGUUUCUAUAUAUUCUGUGUUCUUUUGUGUGCAUUUAUUAGAGUUAAGCCAUAGUCCAUUUAAUGGACUCUUGUUGUAUGUUGUGUUCAAUGGCAUUUUAAAUGUUUUAAUUCAAUAAUUAACUACCAUUGAUUAGAGACUGAGGAGCGGUGGG